UUUUCCCCCAAGUCAGCCCCAGCCUCCUCCAGUGUUCCCCCAGCUGCUGCAGUCUACUGGCCGAGGGCACAGGGGAUGGGGCAGUGGGGUUCCCACAGGGCACCCACGCCUUGCUGGGACACAUCUUCUGGGGAGCAGCCCCUCAAGCUGUGAGGAAUGGGAACUGCCACUGCCAGCUGUCACCCGGCCAAGCAGCCCUCCCAGGUCGCACCCUGCUAGGGUGCAGAUCCUCCCCACUGCUGGCAGCCUUUGAAAAUACCCUGCCGGGGUUGGCAGGGAGCAGGGACAGGGAGGCACCGCCAGGCUGGCAGAGGACAAAAGCCGGCUGGAAAAUUGCUGUGUAUGGAAAAGCAGCCUGCGGAACAGGGGAAAAAAUCCUGAACCUCUGGGUGAGGCCCCAGCGAGGGACAGGGACACCGGCAGCAAAGAUCCGUUCCCUGUGGGCUGGAAAGCAGAAAGGAUGAAAGGAGCAGGUAGUCUUGCCCUAAGGCUUGGAAAACAAAUUAGCCAAAAUCGGGGCAUGGCAAGGACUUGGUCUUGACGCUCUCCUGCUUGGUCACUUCCUGCGGGCAGGAGGUUGGGGGCAAAGGAUGCUGCGCUGGAGGCAGGCAGCCCAGAGCACCGGCAAUAAAACGCGGUCUCAGAGAGCAGCUGGCAAAGGGCAAGGACCCCCAGGGGGCACGCCAAGAGCUGGCUAAGGAUGGAUACCACGGCAGAUCGGCACCAGGAUGUUCCCCAGCUCCUCAGCAACAGGAUUUUGAUGCUGGAGAUGAUGGCAGUUUCUGGGCUGAACCUUGUAACGGAGACUCCAGGAGGAGCCUGCCUGCAGGACUGCCAGAGCUGGGCGAUCUGGCCUGUUUAGCUGCCACGUGGACAACCAGCAGUGCCGGGGCGGACGAUCCCCUGAGCGGGCACAUUUGCAUUGUUUGCGGGGUGAUGUCUGUCGUGAUGGCUGCGGAGGAGGUGUGGGACAGCGAACGAGAGAUCCGCAUGUCAGACCAGAACAGCACCGAUGAUGGGGAGUCAGACCCCCAGCACAGCCUGUCUAUGGUCUUCCUCCUCGUCCUUGUGUUCUUCAUCAUGGGCCUGGUGGGUUUCCUGAUCUGCCAUGUCUUGAAGAAGAAGGGUUACCGGUGUCGGACUUUCCGGGAUGAGCUUGACCCAGAUAACAAAGACGUGCUGGCGGAGCUCCAGGCCAAUGAAGAGGAGGAGCUGAACGAGGACACUGUGGAGAAGAUUGUGAGAUGCAUCAUACAAAAUGAAGCAAAUGCAGAGGCCCUCAAGGAGAUGCUGGGGGACAAUGAAGGGGACAUCCCAGUGCCAGUGCCCAGCCUUUGUCCCCACCGUAACAGCCAGGACGGGGGCCCACCACAUCACCACACAGUGCAUCUGGGCUCCACGCAGGCCCCCUGCAUCCACUGCAGCAAGAGGAAGAGGCAUCCGCUGCAUCGACAAGGACGGUCCAAGGAUGGCAAAGGCAGAAUGCAUCCUGGAGAGACCACCGUCUUCUCAGUGGGCAGGUUUCGUGUCACACAUAUUGGGAAGAAACCCACUUUCCACGAGCAACAAGAUGGUCCCCUGCCCGACGGCAGCCGGGAGCUGAGCACGGAGGAGUUGGAGCACAGCAGCGACCGGCUCCAGCGGGAGCGGGCUCGCAAUGGGACUGUCCCCAUGGGUGGCCUGCAGAAUGGAGCCAUCCAGAAGGGUGCCCAGAGUGGCAAAGGUGGGGAGCAGAGCCGCUCCACCACCCUAGCCCUGAACACACCAGUCAGCUCCAGCACUCGCGACAGCCGACGGGGCAAGGGGUCUGGCACGGCAGGUUCGCUGCAGGAUGCUGGCACCGCUCCUGGGAGCACGAGCCGCCAGCGGAAGCUCCUGAGCCGUCAGAUGCUGGGAGGGUCGAGUCCCAGCAUCCCAGGAGACCUGUCACAGGAAGGAGCCAGCAUCUGCCUGGAGGAGACCGGACUGGGGUCAGCAGAUGAGGUGUCAGAUAUUCAUGGAAGCCUGAGUCUGCACGAACAGGCUGAUGAGUUGGGAAGAGAUGACAGCAGCAGAAAACAGCCUGGAAUGGAGGACAUGGGGCAGCAGGAGCCCAGCGCCAUGGUGCAGGACCGAGGAGCAACCGUGUGACGUGAGUGCUUGCCCCCAGUCCCUGGGGCAAUGUCCGGGGUGGGAUAGGAAGGCCCUGGCAGUGUCCCUGCCCUGGUGGGUCACAGCCUGCUGAUGGAGAGGGUGAACCCCUUCUCCAGGAGGGUCGGUUCCCAAUGCACCACAUGCUGCACGGGCAGGUCCUCUUGCCUGCAUGCCCAGCCACAGGCAGUGAUGCCAACGGGCAGCCAUGCCGGCUCCGGGCAGCCACGGACGGGGUCAGGACAGUCCAGUCGCAGCUGGCAGGGGAUGCCACAGCCAUGGGGACAAGCCCCAUCCUACCCCUCUCCCCGCAGCUCCUCUCCGCUCCCGGCUGGAGUGUGGAUGGGAGGCGUGCAGCCCCGGCCCCCACGCUGGGCUGGGGGCUCUGCUGUGGGGGGACUGCAGGGCAGCCGGCCCCGGCCCCGGGUGGGCAGCUACGCGCUUGGCAUGGCCGGAGGGACGCGCCAACGUUACAGACAACUACACUCGGCGCCAGACCUCAUCCCAUUGGCAAUAGGUACCCAACUCCCACCCACUGCACCCACCCUGGAGACCCCCCAGGGGACCCUCAGGCCUGGCAGGGGCAGGACAGCAGCCAGUCCCUGCUGCCCAUCUGGCCCCUGCAGCCCCCCAGCACUGGGGGAAGGAUGCAUCAGAGGGGGCUGCAACAAGGGCCAGGGAUGGAGGCAGUGGCUCAAGCCCCCCCAGGGUGGGGGGCAGCACCCCCCACCCACCUGGCACGUUCACUGCAGAGCAAAGCCCCCCUGGGCACCCCUGCCACGCAGAGCGGUCACAGGCACAAAUCCUGCACCGGCGAGGGACCCUGCAGGUCCCUGGGAGAUGCUGGCGGAGAGAGGAGCUUCCAGCCCUGUCCCGGCACAAGAGGGGCCAGAGCCUGGCCCUGGGGGCAGGAUCACACCCCGGCCAGGCAGCGGGCAGCCCUGGUGCCCGCGGCGAGCUUUGGUGUGUAACUGCACUGUACAUAGACGAGCUAAAACCAUUAAAGCUGCUGAACCCCUUGGCA
Falco peregrinus (peregrine falcon) is the source of this 3154-nucleotide messenger RNA. It is a transcript of the gene RELL2, whose product is annotated as RELT like 2. Bases 937 to 2130 code for a protein of 397 amino acids. The record is from RefSeq and is a predicted model, not a curated record. Gene Ontology annotation, biological process: positive regulation of cell-substrate adhesion; positive regulation of p38MAPK cascade. The transcript has 8 exons. Lineage: Eukaryota; Metazoa; Chordata; Aves; Falconiformes; Falconidae.